Messenger RNA from Soboliphyme baturini, 228 nucleotides. Lineage: Eukaryota; Metazoa; Nematoda; Enoplea; Dioctophymatida; Soboliphymatidae. The record is from the annotation of a GenBank genome assembly.
AUGAACGCCGACACGAACCAUUACCGGUGUCGAUCGGUCCGCUGCUUGAAUGCGACGUCGCCGAUUCGAAGCUUCGAUAAUUCGUUGGCCAAUGGCAGCCGUGCGAGCAUCAGUUCAGUUCCGGUUCUGGUUCCGAUUCGGUCUGAUGGCCGGUUAGCCCACGCCCUGCUAUCGACGGCUCUCGCUGGCAAGUACGAUACGAAGCACGACCAGUGCCGAUGCCCAUGA